Chenopodium quinoa (quinoa) is the source of this 1293-nucleotide messenger RNA. RefSeq lists its product as uncharacterized. Lineage: Eukaryota; Viridiplantae; Streptophyta; Magnoliopsida; Caryophyllales; Amaranthaceae. The record is from RefSeq and is a predicted model, not a curated record. The transcript has a single exon. The coding region runs from base 1 to 1293 and encodes 430 amino acids.
AUGGAGAUGAGAGUUUUGACAGCAGAAAACAAGUUACCUGCUGCAGUUGAUCAUAUGAACAGCAACUGCUCAACUCCAUACAUGAGUGCUGCUAGCAGCCCUCGCCGGCCUCGGCCUCAGCUCGAUUUCUUCUUCUAUAGCGCUCCCACCAGCCCUCGGUCUUAUAAUCAUCAUUCUAUGUUUGCUGAUGUAUAUGAUGAUUAUUCGGCUGAGGAUGUCGCGUUACUGAAGCAUGAUCAUUCAUCCGCAGCUGUGCCUUUUGAUUGGGAGCUUAAGCCAGGAGUUGCGAAAAGUACUGGUGUAAGUUACAGCAAAGAUGAAGAUAAUCAACAACAUGAACAAGUGAUGGAACAUGCAAAGGAAGAGUUCGAGUUUGAUUUCAGUGGGCAGUUGGAUAUGAUGGUUAGGCCUCCUUUGUCUUCUGCUGAUGAACUUUUUGAUGGCGGUAAAAUUCGCCCGUUGAAGCUGAAGCCUCCUCCUAGCCUACAGAUCAACACUGACAGUAGAAUCAGUUCAGAAAGUCAUUCUCCUAGAUCUCCUAAAUCUGCUAUGUCUAAGUUUAAGGACGCGCUUAAUGUGUCACCUAAACAUAGGAGAAAGGGGUCUGAUGAGGAUCCGUUUGAGGCCGCUAUUCGCAGCAGUAAGAAAUGGGAUUCUUCUGCUGCUGCUACUGCUACUACUACUGCUGCUGCCGUCAAUGACGACGACAGUAUUCAAGAAAGAGGUAGAGGUAGAGGCAGAGUUAAAUCGAUUACGGCUGCAAAUACGAAUAUGAAUAAAAGAGGAAGCAACAGCAGCAGGAAAGGCAUCAGCAGGUCGCUGUCUCCUUUAAGGGUGUCUGAAUUUGCUCUGCUUCAUGAACAACAGUUACAAGAACAUCAGUAUUCGAACGAAAACAGCAGUUCAAACAGGUUUCUAGGAAGAGGUACUAAUACUUGUUCUAAGAAAUGGAGGUUAAAAGACUUGUUUCUUUUCAGAAGUGCAUCAGAAGGGCAUUACAAGGAUACUCAAUCCUUUUCCAAGAGAUGGAGUGUCAGAUCAUCAGUCACAGGCUCGGGUUCUGGUUCUAGUUCCGGUUCUGUUUCCGAAUCAGGAUCAGUAUCAAAGCGAAGAGGGCAGGCUGCAUCAGCACAUGAAAUGCACUACACUACCAAUAAAGCUGUCUCAGAAGAGAUGAAGAAAAAGACUAGUCUUCCUUACAAACACGGUCUUUUGGCUUGCUUGGGUUUUAGUCCUAUUCUUCCUCAAUUUUCCUACACUUUUCCUUCCUCUUCUUCAACUACUCUAUCAUGA